AUGGCUAAGGUAAAAAAUAAGAGAAUUUCAUUGCAGUCUCUGCAACCAAGUGCCACUGUUGGGUCUAAUGAAUUAGUAGGGAAGACAAGUUUGAUUAACACUGUCAAGGGCUCAAAAAAAACUGGAAAAGCGCCCACUAAACAGCCAAAAAAUGGUUCCCAAAAGUCAAUAAACCACUUUUAUGAUAGUAAAUCUGACAAGACCCGAGCUUCAGACAAAAGCCUGCUAGACAAAGAAAAUAGGACACAAGACACAGAAAAAGAGGCUUAUGAACUCAUGUGCUCAGGGAAGGUUUCUGAAAAUUACUGGAAAGAAUUUGCUGAACAGCGAAGGGAAGCUCUAGUUGAAGUAAUGGAAGAGAACAAAAAGCUUCAUGAAGAAAACUUCCAACUAAAGAAAGAAAAAGAAAAGCUAUUAGCAGAAAAUGAGGAACUGAAAGAAGAAAAUGAAAGACUAACUCUCUAUGUAUCUAAAGCUGAUGAACUCACAAAAUUCCUUGAGAGCAUCACAGAAGAUUCCAGCUAA
This is a messenger RNA of Acanthosepion pharaonis, 525 nucleotides long. The record is from the annotation of a GenBank genome assembly. NCBI's taxonomy places the organism in Eukaryota, Metazoa, Mollusca, Cephalopoda, Sepiida, Sepiidae.